This is a messenger RNA of Aspergillus aculeatus ATCC 16872, 1637 nucleotides long. RefSeq names its product proteasome regulatory particle base subunit RPT6. Gene Ontology annotation, biological process: proteasome-mediated ubiquitin-dependent protein catabolic process. The transcript is spliced from 3 exons. Gene Ontology annotation, cellular component: proteasome regulatory particle, base subcomplex. The coding region runs from base 141 to 1310 and encodes 389 amino acids. NCBI's taxonomy places the organism in Eukaryota, Fungi, Ascomycota, Eurotiomycetes, Eurotiales, Aspergillaceae. Gene Ontology annotation, molecular function: proteasome-activating activity; ATP hydrolysis activity; ATP binding. The record is from RefSeq and is a predicted model, not a curated record.
UUGCCCCACACUCUAUUUUCUUCGUCCUUCCCUCAAAUUCGGGCAGAAGAUAUAUCAAAUUUCUUCUCCAUCUAAUCGAAACUGAUAGACUCCACCCCCGUUCUGCCUUGCCGUGGCAGCACUAUCUGUCGUCAUCCAUCAUGGCGCUCGACAAUUACUACCGCAACAAGAUUGAGAGCAUGAAGCUCGAAAUCAUUCAAGGCCAGGCUGUUCUCAGACGACUUGAAGCACAACGGAACGAUUACAAUUCGCGGGUACGUCUCCUCAGGGAGGAGCUAGGCCUGCUUCAGCAACCCGGCUCCUAUGUUGGUGAGGUAGUCAAGGUCAUGAGCACCAAGAAGGUCCUUGUCAAGGUCCACCCGGAAGGCAAAUAUGUUGUGGACAUCGCCGAUGGUGUCGAUAUCAGCAAGUUGACGGUUGGAAAGCGAGUUGCGCUGUUAUCCGACUCGUACAAACUGGAAAAGAUGCUGCCGUCCUCCGUCGAUCCGCUGGUGUCGCUAAUGAUGGUCGAGAAAGUACCUGAUAGUACGUACGACAUGAUCGGUGGUCUUGACCAGCAGAUCAAGGAAAUCAAGGAGGUGAUCGAGCUGGGCUUGAAACACCCGGAGCUGUUUGAAUCGCUUGGCAUCGCACAGCCAAAAGGUGUUCUUCUCUAUGGCCCCCCGGGAACCGGCAAAACGUUACUUGCCCGAGCUGUCGCUCAUCACACCGACUGCCGGUUCAUCAGAGUCAGUGGAUCGGAAUUAGUGCAGAAGUACAUAGGUGAAGGAAGUCGCAUGGUCCGUGAGCUUUUUGUUAUGGCCCGAGAGCAUGCCCCGAGUAUCAUCUUCAUGGACGAGAUCGACAGUAUUGGGUCCAGCCGGAUAGACUCGGCGGGGUCGGGUGACUCGGAGGUACAACGGACGAUGCUGGAGCUUCUCAACCAGUUAGACGGGUUUGAACCUACGAAGAACAUCAAGAUCAUCAUGGCUACCAACCGACUCGAUAUUUUGGAUCCGGCCUUGCUGCGCCCUGGUCGUAUUGACCGCAAGAUUGAGUUCCCACCGCCGUCAGUGGAAGCUCGUGCCGACAUUUUACGGAUUCAUUCGCGGUCAAUGAACUUGACCCGAGGUAUCAACCUUACGAAGAUCGCCGAAAAGAUGAAUGGAUGCUCUGGAGCCGAGCUCAAAGGAGUGUGUACGGAGGCGGGCAUGUAUGCACUUCGGGAGCGACGUGUGCAUGUCACUCAGGAAGACUUUGACCUGGCUACUGCAAAGAUCCUCAACAAGCAUGAUGACAAGGAAGUCGCAGUGUCGAAACUCUUCAAGUAAAUGGAAGGGUGAUUAUACUAGGAUUCCCUUUCACCGCUGAUGGCUGUCCAAUAUAUAUGCCAUUCGCCUUGAGUGGGUUCUCGUCGGGGCUUCAGGCCUCUGCUUGUUGUCGCGAAGUCACGACCAGCUGGUGUUUGAGGGAAGUCUCUCAGGUCAAAUGCAAGCAAGGAGUGAUGUAUAUUGACACGCUAUGUUCACCAAGAUCUUUAGUUGAAGCAAUUCAAGAUGCGUGUACUCUGUAGCGUUAGUCUAUAUCGUAAAGUUCAGGCCCGUGCCCAUUCCCAAGGGCGAGCAGCAAGCCAGGACCCAAUCAGAACAAUGAGGGUG